CCCAACAAAAUAAAGAGGAAGAAAGCGAGGCAAGGGGAGGUUGUUUAGAGCUGCUACACACUAUAAAAUGAUUGUGUCUGAAGAAAUGAGAACAGGAAUUGAACCACACUGCUGACAGAUUGUAGGAGGAAGGAUGUUUGCAACCAAGACCGUAACAGGGAGUUUUGCUGGCAUGAUUCAUGGCCUAACUGUAAAUAACCUCACAGAACAAGUCAUUCAGAGAAGCAAGAGAAUGAUUUUAGACACGCUGGGUGUUGGAUUGAUUGGAACUACAACAGAGGUUUUCCACAAGGCAUUGCAGUACAGCAGGAUUUAUAGCACAGACAUCUCAAGCACAGUUUGGGGCCAGCCAGAUCUCCGACUCCCUCCUCUCUAUGCUUCUUUUGUCAAUGGCAUUGCGGUUCACUCAAUGGACUUUGAUGACACUUGGCAUCCUGCCACUCAUCCCUCCGGAGCUGUCCUUCCUUCCCUGGUUGCCCUUUCAGAAUCAUUAUCAACACAUCACAAGAAAUCUGGAUUAGACUUUCUCUUGGCAUUCAAUGUUGGUAUUGAGGUACAAGGGCGACUCAUGUAUUUCUCGAAUGAAGCCAGCAAUAUUCCAAAAAGGUUUCACCCUCCAUCUGUGGUUGGUACAAUGGGAAGUGCUGCAGCUUCAUCCAAAUUUUUGGGCCUUGACCAAACUCAGUGCAGAGAUGCUUUAGCUAUAGCUGCAUCAUAUUCAGGUGCCCCUUUGGCAAAUGCAGCCACACAAACCAAACCCCUUCACAUUGGUAAUGCAAGCAGACAUGGCCUUGAGGCUGCUUGCUUUGCAUUCUUGGGGCUUCAAGGGAAUAAGCACAUCCUGGAUCUAGAGUCUGGUUUUGGUGCUUUCUAUCAUGACUAUGACCCACAAGCUGUGCCGUCUCUAGAAUCGUACAACUGGCUGCUAGAAAAACAAGAUGUUGCUGUCAAACGCUUUCCUGCUCACCUUGGAACGCACUGGGCUACAGAUGCAGCUUGUGCAGUGCGGAAACACAUUGUUAGAGACAGUCACUCCCUUCCAGUCAAUGACAUUCAGAAAAUCCAGCUAAAAGUCCCAGAUGUUAAAUAUGUGAAUCGUCCCUUUCCAACUUCAGAGCAUGAAGCUCGUCAUUCCUUCCAAUUUAACGCCUGUACAGCCCUCCUAGACGGCAAUGUGAGUGUCCAUUCUUUUACUGAUCACAAUAUCUCCAGGCCAGAAUUAAAGGCGCUGCUCGGUAAAACAGAGAUUGUACACCCACCUGAUAAUAAACCCAAUUUUGAUAAACUUUAUUGUGAGAUCAGUAUAACAAUGACAAAUGGAGCCACCUUUACAGAAAGAUGUAACACUUUCUACGGUCACUGGAGGAAUCCAUUGAGCAACAAAGAUCACCAAAAGAAAUUCAUAUCCAAUGCAUCCAUGGUCUUGUCAGAAGGUGGAGUAGAAGGAAUUAUAGAAGUAGUGAAGAACCUGGAAAACAUAUCUGACUGUUCGGUGCUUAGCUCUUUUCUCAGGCUAAGAAAUCAAACGACUGACAAGCACGAAAGGUCACUGCACAAUAAAUCAUGAGCACAGACAUUCUCAUGUUUAUACAUCAGACAGAUGCCCUUCUAGUUUAUAUAACUUAGAUCACACUAUCAUUUUAUAUUUUGUUUUCCCAUAAUAUACAACACCCUACUUGGCCUGUGUUUAAGGGGGCCAAAGUGAUACAAAAUGACAACCAAAUACACCUUUCACAUUUUUUUUCUUGCCAUCUCUGGACACUUGUAGGUAUCCAGCAGUAGAACUAUAAAGGGGGUGAGAUGAUUAGUGCUGCUUAGGUAAGUCAUAUGACUUCAAGUCAACCACAUUUUAGUUUUCUGCAAGCUUUAAAAUUGUAGACUGUGGUACCUUGCUCUUAUAGUACAGUCUGAUUUUAACUUGCUGAUUACAAUAAAAUAACACGGUUGGUGAUAAUGGGAUAGAUGCUAGUAUGAAAAACUACAUCAAUCUCAUGUCCCGAAGACAUCUUGAAAGAUAAAUAUGACCUUGGCUCUAUAGAAUUCCUGUUUUGAUGCUGAAAAUGUAUAAAAUGUACAAGCAAACUGUAUAAUCUGGUCAACCAGUGUGGGUUGUGUAGGUCUCCUAUUAAGAAUUACUAAUUACCGAAACUGCCCUGAAUGUAGAAAAUAGACCUGAUGUUUAACAGAGAAAUUAUUUAUGAACACUAACUAACUUAAGAAAAUCAAUUUUAUACCUGCUGUUAUAUAUGAAUGCCUGUGUUUUUCUUCUAUGAGAGAGAAGAAAAUGCCAGUCUUAUCUGCUUUUAAAGUUAUUAUAUUUUUUUUAAUUCAUCCCUAGAUCUGCAUACUGUUUUAAAGAUAUUAUUUGAUUUUACUCACUAUCUAUAGGUUGUUUUUAAAUUAUUCUCCUACAGCUAAAGCUAAAUGGAAGCUCACCAAGCAGACAUGCAAGUCUCAUGUAGUCAUGCAAUACAUGGCUCACUUGAUGAGCUGUUGUUAAGGAAAGUGCAUGCUUCCCCUUUUACGUGGUAGACUAGAUUGUGCCUGGCUUCCACUAAUUCUAUUCCAUCAAUUCCACUCUCCAAUUAUUUGGCUGACUGUAUACUACUUAGCUUAAACACUUAUAUCACAGUCACACUACCCCAAGCACAGUGUUCUGUCUACCCCAUCCAUCCUUUGCCCAUAGAUUAAAACACAGAGUCAGGGGAGUUCUAUGUUCUGUGCUGUUCUUAUUCAUAGUUGUGCUCAAACUCUGCCCACAAGAGAGUAUUCGUGCAUGUUCACAGAAAACCAAACUGAUAUAAUUUACUAGAAUUGUUUGCCUGCUUGCAAUGCACGUCCUUAGAUCUGCAUUUGUAAAAUUGUAGGUUAGCUGGACUAACUUAUUUUACCAAAAUUUUCGACAACAUAAUUCAACCACUAACUUACAGUUUAAAUUGACAGCAUGUUAAAGCUUCUAGAAGACUGUAUUAAGACUGAACAACACAUAAAUCACUUUUUCUGAAUGAGCUGUUCUUUGUAGGGGGUUUGUAAUAUGAACAUAGCCUUUCCAAGGUGUGCUGAUUGAUUGUGCAGAUGGACUAAACUGGAGCUGAGAAUCUAUGGCCUGUAAAAUGAAACAGCUCAGGACUGACUCUUCAUAGAAUAAGAUUGGUUGGUGUAUGCCAACAAAUGCCAGGAUGAAAAAGGCCUUCCACUAGCCAUAUACACUUGUUAUGGGUGUUCUUCAAAUUGUACAUUUUAGAAAUUGAAACACCUUAUGCUAAUGUAGUGAACUGAAUUGAAAACACAUACUUUCAAAACAUAAAAUAAAACUGAUGUUGAAAUAUUUCAAAACUGACACUGGAAAUUGCAAAAUGCCAAACACGUGCGUGAUUUUAGCAAUAGUUAUAUUUGCACUCUUCUUGCUUUCAUUGCACAAUGGUUUCAGCAUAAAAGCCAUCUGUAUUUAUACUAUACACUACCUACAUUUCAAAUACUACUUGAAAAUAUAAUAAAGUAAAUCAUAUAGCAACAAUGCUUUGUGUAAUAUAAGCAAAUUUUGCUGCUUGUUUGAUUUAUGUAAUUAUUUUAUUUUAAUAUGAUCAAAUGCAUAAUAAAAUGUUUCAGUUUAACAAA
Messenger RNA from Rana temporaria (common frog), 3618 nucleotides. It is a transcript of the gene ACOD1, whose product is annotated as aconitate decarboxylase 1. The transcript has 5 exons. The record is from RefSeq and is a predicted model, not a curated record. Gene Ontology annotation, molecular function: lyase activity. NCBI's taxonomy places the organism in Eukaryota, Metazoa, Chordata, Amphibia, Anura, Ranidae. Bases 134 to 1567 code for a protein of 477 amino acids.